AUGGCAACUCAAGCCAACGGAAUCUUUAGCUCCGCCAUAACAACCGCCGCAACCUCCGGCGUAAAAAAGCUCCACUUUUUCUCAACAACCCACCGUCCCAGAUCCCUCUCCUUCACCAAAACCGCAAUCCGCGCCGAGAAAACAGAGUCCGCCGCCAAAGCCCCCGCCAAAGCCCCCGCCAAGAAAGAAGAAGCUCCGGUGGGAUUCACGCCGCCACAGCUAGACCCGAACACACCGUCUCCGAUCUUCGCGGGAAGCACCGGUGGUCUUCUCCGAAAAGCCCAGGUCGAAGAAUUCUACGUUAUUACAUGGGACUCGCCGAAAGAACAGAUCUUUGAGAUGCCGACAGGAGGUGCGGCGAUCAUGAGAGAAGGUCCGAAUUUGCUGAAGCUGGCGAGGAAAGAACAGUGUUUGGCUUUGGGGACAAGGCUUAGAUCCAAGUACAAGAUCAAGUACCAGUUUUACAGAGUUUUCCCCAAUGGUGAGGUUCAGUAUCUUCACCCUAAAGAUGGAGUUUAUCCGGAGAAGGCGAAUCCGGGAAGAGAAGGUGUUGGUCUGAAUAUGAGAUCGAUUGGGAAAAAUGUUAGUCCCAUUGAAGUCAAGUUUACUGGGAAACAAAGUUAUGAUUUCGAAGUCCCGAUUGUUCCCGAAAUCAACGUGAACUUCCAUCUCCCUUGUCAUCUCAUCGCUCCUUUUGAUAGACUCCUCGUCUCCAUACCCACAUUCGACGGAGAUAGGAUCGCCUCGUUGGUUGAUCGUUUCUCCUCGAUUUUGCCAACGGUGCUAUGGAAUCGCGCUACUGUUUCACAAUUCCUUCUCCUGGAAUCUCGUGAGAAGUCAACACUUUUCCAGAUACUGAGGAGAGACAAACUCUCCCAAGUGAACAUAAAUUUUGAGCCUUCGGAGAGAUUAUCUCAGUCUUUCAAAGAAGCCCCUUUUAACUUCCGUGUCAUGGACGAGCCCAAUUCUAAGCGAACUUGCCACGGCCCUUCGGUUACCUCCUCAGUCGAAAACCCUAGUUCCCUCCCCGUGGCUCCAGGUUUCAGCCAGAGCAACAUCGAUUUGACCAUCUCCUCUUUCCUUUCGUUGUCGGACUUGCCUUUGUUCUCCUCGGCGCUCUCCCUUGGCUGCUCCUUCGAUCGAGUACUUGAUAAAGCCAUCUCCUCAGUCGCCAGAACUUCUGGUGAUGGUUUUGAUCAGGAUCGCUUCCUGGAUCGCAGUCUCCAACUUGCAUCGCUUCUUUUCAAGUCCACCGAACGGUGCAUCAGGAAGCGCGCCACCCUCCAAAAUUCCUUAUCAUGGCCUCUCCUUCCUGAACUAACGACUAAGGUCUUUUCAAUGCUUGACACAAAGUCUCUUAUGCAAGCUUCUGCAUGCUGCACAAUGUUCAACAAGUGUGCUAUGGACCGUGUAUGUUACUCUCACAUCGACUUGACAAUGGCUGCCAAACAUGUUGAUAAUGGAGUUGUGUGUAUUAUGAUUCAUCGGGCUGGAAAAGAACUCAGAUCCCUCAAACUUGGUUGUAUUUCUCCCGAAGCUGGAUCUAAAUCGUUGCUUACAAGAUCUUGUCUUGCUCCACUAGGUUUUAAUCAUGGUUUUGCUGGGGGUCUCUUGAGAAGCCUACACCUUUACAAUCUCACUAUCUUGGAUAGUACGUCCGUAUGUGCUGUGUUGUCAGCCUGUUCAAAUCUCACUGAUUUGAAGAUUGUUGGACUUGUUUCAUUUGACAUACCAAAUCCAAUGGAGCAGUUAGCAUCAUUCACGAGACAUUGUCGCUUGAUAGAGCACUUGUUCUUAGAGAACUAUUAUUAUGCAUCAGGCUUUACAACAGAUACACCAGAUUCAAACUUGGUAGAGUUUGUGGAUAAUUGCCCCAACUUAACUUCGCUAACGCUCCGAGGUUUUGGGCUAACUGACGCAAAAGUCCGAGUUGUCAUUAAGAGUUUUGGUCAUCUAAAGUACAUGGAUUUGUCAGCAAUGCCUGCAAUUAGUGGUUGCUUUCUAAGGGGUUUGGGAGAUAGCUGCAGAGACAGUCCACUCGAGACUCUGUUAUUGCGCAACUGCCAUAUUCUAGAGGAGAGAGAAGUUUUGCUGUUUUUGAAUUCACUACUCGCUGGAGACUUCAAAUCGAUUCGGCACGUUGACGUAUCAAGCACACACGGUUUAGUGUCUGUUGGAGGCAAUAUAACUUAUGAACCAAAAUUUCCUAUUGAGGAGCUGAAGAAACAAAGAUCAGGUCUCACGUUUGUGGCAAUAUUUCCAUCAUCACCACCACCAUCAUCAUCAAGCUCAGGAGAGGUAUGUUCAUCCGGCACCUCCUCCUCGGGCACCUCUUCCGGCACCUCUUCCGGGAGUUCUUCUUAUUAUAGCAGCAGCGAUGAGGAAGAGGAAGAAGAGGAAGAGGAGGAGGAAGAGGAAGAGGGGUAGUAAUGUUAUCUUCUUUUUUUUUUGGCUUUGCAAAUCGUAGUUAGAUUCAUAGACGAAUGUGGUAAAAAUGAAUUAGCAUUUCUAAUUUAUUUUUAGUUCUGAAUUUAAUUGAAUCAGACUCUCAAAGCAAUUGGUUUAAUCAAAGUGUAUUCUCUUUAGAAAACCGGCUCAAGUCAAUGGCAUUGUUUUUAGGAUCCAACUUCAUACAAAUAAUAAAACUAUGAAACAACAC
Thlaspi arvense is the source of this 2659-nucleotide messenger RNA. The record is from the annotation of a GenBank genome assembly. NCBI's taxonomy places the organism in Eukaryota, Viridiplantae, Streptophyta, Magnoliopsida, Brassicales, Brassicaceae.